This is a messenger RNA of Drosophila navojoa, 539 nucleotides long. RefSeq lists its product as uncharacterized. The record is from RefSeq and is a predicted model, not a curated record. NCBI's taxonomy places the organism in Eukaryota, Metazoa, Arthropoda, Insecta, Diptera, Drosophilidae.
CGAUAUGCCGGAUUAAUGUCCACGGUGCUACCAGUUCACAUCCGUGUCCGCAGAACUCGUUCUGGCUCAACGGCGAGUAUAAAUGGAGCAGUCUGUCCGUGGACCAGUAUCAGUCAACAAACUUCCAACGUUCGUCGAGCACCGCCAAAAACAAUCAAAAUCAACAUGAAAUUCCUCAUUUGCUUGGCUCUCUUCGUCGCCGUGGCCCAGGCCCAUCUUGUGGCGCCAGUUGCCACCUACGCCGCCGCUGCACCUGCCGUGACCUAUGCUGCCGCACCUGCCGUCUACUCGGCCGCCGUCCCACGUGCCUACACCACCUACGCAGCCGCUCCAUCCGUGUACUCCGCCUCGUACGUGUCGCCGUCUGUCUACUCCGCCUAUGCUGCGCCCGCUGUGGUCUCCACCUAUGCGGCGCCCGCUGUGGUCUCCACCCUCCUCAAGAAGUGAAUCAAUCAAGAGAACAAGCAAUGGACGUCCCACUACAUCCCAUGGAAAUUAAAGUUAGGUCAGAGUGUAUAAAUAAAUUGAGCUGAAAUGAA